CCUCUUUUGCUCUGGAUCUCUCUCUGUGUAUUCUGUACAUACCAAGCCAAGCCUCACAAUGCUGUGUUUACUAAACCAAGUGGCUUAGAAAUUUGCAGUGAUGUCGCUGUUCCCAGACCUCCCUCGCUGUGGUGGACAUGCUCUGUGAGGCAGUGCAGCACUCAGACAGCUCUGAUGGCAGAGCGGAGCAGGUGGACUGUGUAAAAGGAGAGACCAGCAUCACCUGUUAGGGGAAAAUAGAACAACGAAGGAUUUAAAAAAAAAAAAGAAAAAAGAAGGAGGAGCAGAGUCUUUGGAAAGCUGAGGUCUCGCCUGUGUCUGCCCACCCCUGCUCUCCCUCAUAUGCACACACGCACAGACACACUCUCCCCUUGCCUCUCCCUUCUUCCCUCCCUGUUUGUCUCCUCCACUCUCCGAUGCUGGUGUGGUGAACAGCAGGACACUCGCUCUAAGCUGCAUGGAGGCACAGGGAGGGGCAGGGAGCCCAGAGCCCAAUAAAGACAUCCAAAAGCUGCUGAAACCCUCCAGCUCAGGAGACCUAUCCAAGGAGUUGUUCCAGCACCCAGCAGGCGAGGAGGAGGGCAGCCUGUCAGGGCAUACUGCUAGCCUGCUGCACAUCACUGAGAAGAGACAACCACUGAGCAGUGUAUCUUCUUUAGAAGUGCACUUUGACCUCCUGGAUCUGACUGAGCUGACUGACAUGUCUGACCAGGAACUGGCUGAAGUCUUUGCUGACUCUGAUGAGGAAAACCACAACGAGUUCCCAGAAGGUUCCCAGCAGCCUGUGCUGCCCAGAGGUGGGUACAUGCGCUCCCCCUCAUGGACGCGCUGCAGCAAAGUCGAGUCCCCUCGAGAGAGAAAGCACCACAGCGACUCAGACACCGCAGAGCCCUUAAUGAAGCUGGAGAGGCCGAAGCAGCCAUGAUACCUGAUGUGAAACAGCCGGACCGCCGAGAGAGAGGAAACCCAGAGCCAGACAGACACAGCCAGAAUGGGAACACAAAGCGGACCAAGGGGCCCCCAUCUGCCACCGUGCACUCACAUAAUGUUUCAUGGUGCUGAAUAGACGAGUUCAGGUUGAACUCUGGACACUGUGCUCUGUACUUUAACUUAAGAUGUUGAGAUGUGCAAUACACACUCUCCUUCUCUCUCCCUCUCCUCCCUUUCUUUCUCUCUCUCUCUCUCUGACACACACACAAACACACACAAUCAUUACGUUGUUCAUGCAAGGGGUUAUCGAUGCACCCUGGGCUGCCAGAAGAUUUCCAGCGUUGUUUUUGAAUGAUAGACAGGGUAUGAGGUCAGCAGAGUAACAGGACCUCCAUGCUUACAGCCUCAGGGUGGGAAAUAGCAGCCAAACAUUGAGAUUGGCACUAAAAGUUGUGUCCACAGUGUGAGGCCAGACCUUCCAUGUGAGGUUCAGACACUGGUAUUCAUAUUGAAUUACCAGGACAUGAGCUGAAGCAUUAAUCAAUGAAGCUGUUCAAAAUAAAAUAUCACGCUGAGGCUGUUACUUAAUGUGCUGCUUGAAAAUGUGACCGGGUUUUCUUUUGCCCGUAAAUAAGAUAACCUAAGUGGUGGGUUUCAGUGAGGCCAAGUUCUAUCUAUCAGACCUUCUCCAUCUAAGCAAUGAAUGUGUGUUGUUAUUUUAAAUACCUAAAUAAAAACAUUGCACUUCUCUCACUGAAUUGUAUUUCCAGUGCCCUCCAGAAUUAUUGGCAUUUGGUGCAGAUGACUAAAAAGAUAAACAGACCAAGUAGCAGCUUGGACUAUUUAAUACUUAAGUUUUUUCUCCCAGCAUUUUUUUUAGAUCAACUUCUUCACUUCUUUUUGAAAAUGAUGGCUGCCACAACCACUGCUGCUAAGUUAACUGGAGCUAGGUAUGUAAUCCAAAGUUGGUGGUCAAAUUCCAUUAAGAGACAUGCAUUAACUAGAUGGGCAAUACUUGGAGCUUGAAAUAAAGGUGGAUUUGCACCAUUGUCAGGUGGAUUUGCAAGGAUGCCAAAAAUACAACAAAGUGCCAACAAUUUUGUAAUCAUCUUUUAUAAGAUGAAUUUAACUUAUGAUGCAAUAUUUCUCAUCUUUCUAGUAAAGGGAGAGCUGAUUUCUUGAUUUAUUUAUCUCACACUAAGCUUGUCUAUACCAGGAGUGCCAAUAAUUCUGAAUGCUGUGACACGAUGGAUCGAAAGUGACGUGGUGGAAGAGUAAAUAAAAGUCGUAAAAAAGUC
This is a messenger RNA of Lates calcarifer (barramundi perch), 2228 nucleotides long. It is a transcript of the gene dbndd1, whose product is annotated as dysbindin domain containing 1. The record is from RefSeq and is a predicted model, not a curated record. NCBI's taxonomy places the organism in Eukaryota, Metazoa, Chordata, Actinopteri, Centropomidae. Gene Ontology annotation, biological process: negative regulation of protein kinase activity. The transcript has 4 exons. The coding region runs from base 458 to 925 and encodes 155 amino acids. Gene Ontology annotation, cellular component: cytoplasm.